UAAUUCGCAGGUCACUGAGAGUGGGUUUAUAAAACUUCAAGGUCUCUGUCACGCUACCCUCAUUUCAUCUAUAUACAGGAAAUGCUGAAGUCGCUAUUGAAAGACCCUGUCUUAGACCUGAAGAGGAUUAACAAUAAUGUUUCCAAACUCAUUAAAACUGAUAAGUCGGAGAAGAAAUUCUUCAAAUUGAUGGUUAAAACGUGGAGUGAAGAUGAAGACUCCAGAAGAAUUUUGGCCUUUCUAAAUAUCAUGAAGGCCAUUUCUUUGAAAGGAGAGUGCACCAGCCUCUGCAUAAAGCUGAUGUACAUGGCGUAUGUGCGAAACUGCAAAUUUGUUUUGGGCUCCAACAUUGCACAAAUUAACUUGAUGCGUGAAUGUUUGUUGGAGUUAUUUGGUACUAAGUUGGACGAAGCCUACAUACAUGCAUUCGUUUACGUGCGCCAGCUUGCAAUUACACUUCGAAAAGCAUAUAGUUCUAACAGUAAAGAGGAUAUUCAGUCUGUAAAUAAUUGGCAGUUUGUGUACAGUCUUUAUUUAUGGUCUGAUUUUACGUCGAGAUAUGCAGGUAGUCAUACUUUGGUACAGACGCUUAUUCAUCCUUUAACUCAGUUAAUAUAUGGAACAAUCAAGCUGAAUAAGGGUCAACGUUGGAUACCACUUCGUUUUCAUUGUAUUUCUAUGCUGCACAACUUAGCUGGUGUACCGAUUCCAUGCGAACCAACAGCUUCAGAAGACAAACAACAAUCGUCGACUGAUGAUACCGCCCUUAAAUUACCUUUAGUCGGCAGAGCUUUGUCUUCAGAGACUCGUCUGUUAAUACCUACUCUAUCUUUAUUGCUAGAUGUAUUCCAACUGGUUAACUUUAAUCAAAGGGCUGGACGAGUUUCGAAUGCUCCAUUAGAUUUACGCUUAUUGUUACAUUUCUCACCUAGUCAGAAACAUGAAACUGCAUCAAAUGACGCUAUAAUAAGUUGGUUAUUUGAUUUAUUGGCCGAAUGUAUGGCUUUGCAUGCAAAUUCUAUUGCUUUCCCAGAAUAUUCACUGCCGUUCAUCACUGAGGUCAAACAGUUUUUACGCGUAUGUCGUGUAGCCUCCUUCUGUAGACAAAUGAAAGCGCUAAUGUUAAAAGUACGUGAACAUUCAGAAUGGAUUGUUAAAUGCCGUAGACGUGUUCGAAAUUUGACCAGUAAAAAUGAAGUGCGAAAUGUGGAGUCGACUUGUACUCUUUUCGAUAAUACAAACAAACUCUUACCAUUUUGGCAGUUCUACUUACAGCAUAAACAAAUUCGAUCUACAGAAUUAAAUCGACUGACUGAAAGCAAUAAGAAGGAGCCCAUACCAACUGACACAACUACAGAGUAUGAUUCAAUGAAAACAAAAUCUGAGUCUGACGAUUCAGAUUCAGACCAUAGUGAUUCAUCCUAUGAUAUUGAUGAUGGACGGACAGUUACACAUGUAUCAAAAUCAAAGGGUAAAAAGAAAGCUAAAAAGGAUGGUCAAGUUGGUAUAAGUGGUGACAAAGCUGCACAAGAUAAGGCGAAUAAUGAUGAGAGUGAAGAGAGUGAUUUCGAUCUAGAAGCUGCUCUAAUGGAUGAAGAUGAUAAUGACAAUAAAAGUGAGAUUACAGGAGCUCCAGAUGAACUGUCAGAAUUCGAGUUGGAAGGUGAUUCCAGCGAUGAGUACAGUGACGAGAAGGACUCGUUUACUACAGAUUUUGAUGGUGAUGAUAAUGAAGAUUCCGAUGUUGAAAUGACUGACCUAACUAAAUCUUCUAAACCUUCUGUUAAUCGAAAAAAGAAAACGUCAGUAGCGGUUAAGAAGAAGGUGAAAACAAACAACCAUGUUGUACCUAAAAAACCGAUUCCCAAAGGGAAACGUGUGAGCGCUACAUCGAAAUCCCAACAACCUGCAAUUAAACACUCAGAUCCAACCAAAACACAAAGCCUAGUAAAGGAUAAAAAGAAGAAAGCUAAGAAAAGGCCCAUUGUUGACAAAUAACUUGUGAAACUUUGUAUGUAUAUAUAUAUAUAAAUUCUUGCAUCUUUGGUUCUCUUCACUUUUAUCAUCUGACAUAUGUACAUGAAAAUACUUGCAUCUCAAAACAAAACAGACAAGAAAUAGUUUGAGAUGUUUCCAGUAAAAAAAAUGUUGCAAACACUUCAUUGUAGUUAAAGAAGUACAUAUGUAAACAUCAACUAGCAUUUUAUAAUUGUUUUCCACAUUAAUUUGUUUAUUGAAUAUAUCACACAGUGUAACAGGAUUAUUUGCUGGAUGACUUUUUGACCACAAUAUAUCGUUCAUAAUCAUAUCAUCAAUUAUAACUACACAGUUUCGGAACUCGCAUUCCUAGUGUUCUUUUUUCCUCCCCAUUCUUCAUAGGGAUAUUAGAAUCUUCUAGAUGUUCAGGAAAUGUAUUGAAUCAUUCUCGUUGCAAAUAUUUUCAGAUGAUUUGAUAAAUAAAGCUUCCGUUAUGAAUCUCUCCCUCGAACCUGUUAUAUUAGAUUUUAAUACUAUCACUUUGUUCCACCCUAUUGUAUGGUUGUGUGUAACUGUAUAUACUGCUAUAGGUGAGCUAUUUUCUACAUUUCUUAUCUUAUUAGGGUCAACUG
Trichobilharzia szidati is the source of this 2609-nucleotide messenger RNA. Lineage: Eukaryota; Metazoa; Platyhelminthes; Trematoda; Strigeidida; Schistosomatidae. The record is from the annotation of a GenBank genome assembly.